Messenger RNA from Bactrocera tryoni, 1318 nucleotides. Its product is annotated as protein windbeutel-like. The transcript has a single exon. Lineage: Eukaryota; Metazoa; Arthropoda; Insecta; Diptera; Tephritidae. Bases 226 to 1023 code for a protein of 265 amino acids. Gene Ontology annotation, cellular component: endoplasmic reticulum; endoplasmic reticulum lumen. The record is from RefSeq and is a predicted model, not a curated record. Gene Ontology annotation, biological process: protein secretion.
GUUAGUGAGCACAGCUGUGCGGUGGUUAUAGCAACAGCUCAAGCCACCUUUCUUUUCCAGCGCCUGUUUAUUCAGUAAGAAAAACACGCCGACACUGAAAAGGCGACUAAAAGAACGGCUACAGCUACAGCCAGCUAAAAACACUUGCCAUACAAUUUAUAGAAUAUACUAGAUCUUCUUUUUUGUGUAAAGUAAAAGAGCAAAAAAGCCAUCGCAAUUUCCGCAAUGCAAACGGCAACAAAGUACCUGAGAUACGCACAGCUUCUUGCCAGUGUUGUGCUCGUGGCCUGUGUGACCACCGCGGCGGCCAGUUCCUGCGCCGGCUGCGUGGAUUUGGAUGAGCUGAACUUCGAUCAGACGAUUGAGCGGUUUCCCUACGCGCUAGUCAAAUUCGAUAUCGCCUUUCCGUAUGGCGAUAAACAUGAGGCCUUCGCGGCAUUCUCGAAAACUGCGCACAAAGUCACGAAAGAGCUGUUGGUGGCCACUGUGGGCAUCAAAGACUACGGCGAGAAUGAAAACAAAGAGCUGGGUUUGCGAUUUAAAGUGGAUGAUAAAAGCUUUCCAGCUAUUCUGCUCUUCAAGGCUGGCAAGUUGGAGCAGUUUGUGCGUUUUCCCACACACUUGGAUGUGACAUUGGACAAUUUGAAGCAAUUUGUGACGCAGCACACGGAUUUGUAUAUCGGACGCGACGGUUGUCUGAAGGACUUUGAAGAAUUGGUCAAGAAAUAUGCCAACAAAGCGGAUGACGAACAAGCGGCGUUGAUAGCAAAAGCAGAGCAAAUGUUGCAGGGUGUAGCAGGCGAUGAGACGAAGUCGGCGAGCGCCAAAGCUUACCUGGUUUAUAUGCGAAAAAUCAAUGAGAAGGGUUACGAUUAUGUGGAGGAUGAGACCAAGCGGCUGCAACGUCUGAAGGCUGGCAAGGUGACGGAUGCCAAGAAAUUGGAAUUGCAGCGAAAACUCAACAUACUCGAGGCGUUUCGUGUGAACAAGCUGACGAAGUUGCGGAACAGCGAUGAGCUCUAAAUCCAGUGUUGCUAACAGUGCAGACGCUUGUAGAAUUGGCAUCAAGCAGAUAAAAAUUAAAUGAAGUGAAGUGCUUUGAAGCCAUGUACAAGUGCGUAGACAUACAUACAUAUGUAUGUACAUACAAAUACAACAAAAACGUAAUGUAGUUAUUUAAGUGUGUGUGUGAAGGGACAAAAGCGGCAAUAACACAACAAUUUAACGGUGAAAAGCGUUUGUAAUGCGUAGCUUUGUGCUUAGACUAAAUUAUAUUAGUUAAUACAUAUGUAUGUAUGUAUGUAUGUAUGUAUGUAUG